Molecule: messenger RNA, 1731 nt
Organism: Armigeres subalbatus
Lineage: Eukaryota; Metazoa; Arthropoda; Insecta; Diptera; Culicidae
Exons: 3
Coding region: 1-1731 (576 amino acids)
Source: RefSeq, a predicted model, not a curated record
AUGAAGGAGUUUGUCGACGAGUACUUCACGUUGAGACGACAGUUACAGGCCUGUAUUCCGAGUCCUAAUCAACUUAAUGAAGCUGCACCUGCAGCCACGGUGACGCAACAGCUAUCCCAUGUGAAACUGCCAGAACUGAAGCUGCCGUUGUUCAAAGGAAACCUGCGGGACUGGUUAACGUUUCGCGAUUCCUUCAAGAACCUGAUAGCGAACAAUAGUCAACUAUCAGCGAUUGACAAAUUCACGUAUCUCCGUUCAUGCCUUUCCGGAGAAGCUCUCCAAGAGAUAGAGUCGAUCGAGAUGACCGCAGUCAACUAUACCAUAGCGUGCCAGGCUCUUGAGUCACGUGAAUUUGAUGAACAUCUUCAAAUGCUUGAUAAGCUGGGAGAAGAAACUGCUAAAUGGAGCACGAUUUUAGCAUACAUGCUGGCGAGCAAGUUGGACACUACAACUCUGAGACUCUGGGAAACCGAGCAUCGGUCACGAGAUGUUCCAACGUAUAAUGCCAUGCUAAAGUUCCUGAAAAACCACUGUAUCGUUCUCCAGUCGGUUGGUGUAAAAGGCUUUCAGUCGGAUCAGAAAAAGACAACGAAACCGGCCGGCAGCUACACUGGAAUCCAACUUCAAGCUCAAUCCGUCUGCCCAUUCUGCGGAGGAAAUCAGCAUUCACCAUUCAUGUGCGGAAAGUUCAAGACUCUAAAGGUUGAAGAAAGAAGAAAUGCAGUGAUGAUGAACCGUUUAUGCUUUAACUGCUUAGGUCGUGGUCACGUGUCUAAAUCAUGCAGUCGGAGUUCGUGUCGCGUGUGUGGUGAACGGCAUCAUUCUAUGUUACAUCUUAGCACAGCUCAAUCGUUCUCCCGUCAGUCAGUUCCACAGCCGGUCAAGCGAUUCCAACGUCCUCCUCAGAACCCACAGAUACAGACACAGAAUGCUUCAACCUCAGGAACACAGCCACUAUCACAAGAAUUCCAUCCAUCUCAGCGAUCAAAUAUUGCCAACAAUUCCAACCUCACAAGCACACAAAACACGCAACACGAAACACCACCAACAACACAACCCCAAAGUACAAGCUACAAUGCAUCUCUUUCUGACAACAUAUCAGAUCGACCAGCUCUACUUGCAACUGCAAUAGUUAUUGUUGAAGAUAGUUUCGGCAGUACUAUGCUCGCUCGAGCCUUACUGGACAGUGGUUCCCAGUUCAGUUUUAUGUCGGAGAACCUGUCGCAGAAGCUGAAGUUUAGAAGAGCCAGGAGUCUUUCUCACGCGAGAAUCAACCGUGAGAGAUUGCAGUUACCUGAAGACAUCGUGCUAGCAGAUCCAACUUUCUGCGUACCUAAUGUGGUGGACAUCAUCGUGGGCGCAGGAUUGUUUUACGAAGUAUUAUCAACCGAGAAGCUGAAACCUCAGCAGGAUGGACCUUUACUGCUAAAUACAGAGCUGGGAUGGAUUGUGUGCGGAAAAUUACCAGACGAAGCGAGUAUUGCGAGACCAAUGGUUGCCAAUUUUUGCACGGAGCAAGUGGAUCAGUUACUCAAGCGUUUUUGGGAACUGGAAACCUGUCGAUCGAAUAGCGUUUUAUCAGUCGAGGAAUCGACAUGUGAGGCCAUAUACGACAGAACAACAAUUCGCGAUGCAACCGGUAGAUUUGUUGUAACGCUACCGAAGAAGGAGUUUCUCAUCCAACGAUUGGGAGACUCAAGGGCCACAGCACUGAAACGUUUUUUGGGCUGA